Lymnaea stagnalis (great pond snail) is the source of this 10973-nucleotide messenger RNA. The record is from the annotation of a GenBank genome assembly. NCBI's taxonomy places the organism in Eukaryota, Metazoa, Mollusca, Gastropoda, Lymnaeidae.
GUUGAAAAGAAACCAUGUAGGCUAAAAAAGAUAUCUAACGGUGUCUCCUUUUCAUUAUUUUAAUAACGUAUUCUUUGAUAAGAAGGCGUCAAAUGAUAAAUUACUUGAAGAGUCCUCGCAACGACUGGACAACACCUGGCGUUAAUGGGAGGCCUCUUCAAAGUGGACCUGGCUCUAAAGGGAGAAAUAUCAUCAUAAUAACUUUUCCUUGCGCUGUGGGGUUGGUGAUAUCAUAAUUGCUUUCCCGCCGUAAAUUAAUUAAUGAAAGAUAUGUCUAAAUUUCUUCACACCAUAAUACAAAUUACUGAAGAUCUAUGUAGCUGUUUUACCCCUUCACUAGAACUCAAAUUCGUUAUCAGAUGUUUAAUGAAACAUGAAAAUAUUUGGAUUUAGGUGUUGCGUUCAUAUAUUUAUUUUCAGGCAAGACAGCAGGGCGCCAUGAGCAGGGCUGUUUUCAUACAGGUCGUGACGUGCGUGAUCUUUGCCUGUCUCCAGGUAGGUCAACUUAUCUAUUGUCACAAAUGACACGCUCUUACAGAUGUAAACAAUAUAAUUCAUCAAUGAGAAUGUUUUUUUUUUUUGUUUUUUUUUAAAAUAUAAUCAAGACUUUUUUGUUAUAAAAUACAACGCUAAGCCAAAAGUAGAUAAGUCACACGUCAGUAAAAUCUUAUGACACAGUAAACUUGCAGCUCUGAAAUGUAAACUAAUAACACGCCAUCUGCAGAAAACAACGUAAUUUCAAAUGCCACAUUAAAACGUAUUUUCAGCAACACACCAGAAUACGAUACAGUUUUCUCCUUGAAUAUCACCUUACUUUUUUUUUUUUUUAGUUGCAUUUUGCAACCUCAGCAUUUUAAAGGGCUUGUAAACAUUGUGUUGCUGAUGUUUUGUUUAUAUAUAUAUAUAUGUAUGUAUUGUGUGAAUUAUUCAAUUUUUAUUUUUGAUUUUAUUUUCUUUUUGGUCUUUGAAAUCUGAAAAUAUAACUUCCAACACAAAAAUGCUCUAAAAAAAUAUCAUAUCUGAUUUAGUUCCAGGUCAGUGAGGCGUCAGACGUUGUGAGCCCGUGCACCGAGUGUGUCGCCAACACCAAUUGCGUCAACGAAGGCUGCGUGUGCCAGGGAAACUACACUGGCAACCCGUACUUCCAUUGCCACCUCGUCAGCAAUCUCUUCUGUUCGUAAGUCUUGUCAACGUAUUGGUUUUAUUUCUGGUUAGUUUGAAGAGCACACAAAAUGCCAUGCAAAAAAAAAAAAACCUUCCUUUUACUGUCUUCGUAGAUAGUUUUUUUAGAAUAGGUUUUGUCAUUUAAUGGCGGAAAUAUAUUAAUUAACAUUCACGUAUUCCAAUUGGCAAAUCUCUCAACAGCUGUUCGAUACUUAUGUGUCAAUGUGAGUCAGCAUAGUUUUUAUCAACCUAGGCAAGAAAUUUUUUAACGAAAUAUUUUACCCACAAAAAAGUGUUAAUUUUAUAUAUAUAUAUAUAUAUAUAUAUAUGUUAAAUACAUUGUUAGCAGAAAUGCUUUAGGAAAUACGUUUCUAAAAAAAAAAAUUAACAUUACGUCAUUCAAUGUAACGUUUCCUGGUCUUAGGAAUGACUAACCGUUUUUAAAUAAAUUGUAGGAUGCCGACAUUUAAGAGCAUUCUAAUUAUAGAAAUAUUGAAUCUAUUGAAGUUCAAGACAAGUCAGUUAAUAAUUAUAGGAUUAAUUAUUGCUGGACGGAGUGUUAAGUGCAUUCGGUUCUAUAUUAAGUAUGCAGUCUGACAAGUGGGCUUACUUGCUUUAGAUGUGAUCCGUGUAAGUAUUCGGUCCUUCAUUAUGCAGUACUCACUUCGGUUCAACGUGUUGACUGCAUUCUUUCUAUCUAACAAGCUUACAUUUUUUCAGUUCCUGUUUUCUAUCAUUACCCAGAUCUACGUAAGACAUCAGUCCUACAAAAAGUUUGUAUUCCUAUUGAACACGUUUAUAUUAGGCUCCAUAUAAAGGAACCUACAAUAAAGCCUGACUUGCACAUUGACAUAACGACAUUUAAUUAAAUGUAAUGUUUCCCUACAGGCUGACCAAUGACCCAAUCUUGACCACUUUUUCCCAAGCUCAACUCCCUGUUUACGUGCUGGGCGCCACCAAAUUUGUCCAAGUGACCACCACGCCAUCUGACACUGGUCAGUUCUGUGACUUCGCCCUGUUCGCAUUGAUGGAGAGACUAGGAGAACAACUUUACGUCCAAAGCUUUGAGGUAUUUGAUCAUGAUUUUUUUUAUACGCACCUUCUACUUAAAACUAUUAGGACAACGAUUACUACUGCGAAACCUCACAAGAUAACGUGACAGUUCGUGUCCUUAAUGUUGGUUUUACAGAACGCUAGCGAAUUGCGAUUUGAUUGAUUAAAAAACAUUUUUUUUUUUAAAGAAAGAAGUUAGGUAGUGUCACAAAUGACUGGGGCGGGGGUACAGGACAGAGCUCCAUUGUGGUUAAUGUACCUUACAGGAUGGGCGGAAGUUGCUGUUAUUUUAGUUUAGCGACGCCAUUUAUAAGAGGGUGUCAAGUAAGGUUAAUAGAUUGUCGCAGCUCGGAGAUAGAGGGGAUGGUUCUUUCCAUGACUUGCCAUGAUAAUUUUUGGGUUAACGAAGGGGAAAUUCUAAUUGCCUGGAAAUUAGGGGCAGGGAUGUGUUAAUUGAGACCAAUCUUGGGCGACCUAUGGAGGUAGAGAAUCUUAUAUAAGACACAACUGUUCAAGAUAAGGGUUAGUUGAGGAAGAGGGAAAAGAGAUACGAUAGAAUUUAGCGGUUGCUAGGGAAUAGUCGCAAGUUGACUAAAUGAACAUAAUAAUAUUUUAGACGAAACAGUUCAUAAAGAAAUAGCUAUAGAGGUAGACAGUUGACAGUUAGCGGCACCAAUAGAAGAACUUUAUUUAGAAAUAAAUACAUUCUCUUAUCAUCUGGACACCUGGAGUUGGCGUUGUUAGUUUUCUUUCCUGUUCAAGUCGUUGUGCUUUGUCUGUCCCGUCGCUUAGACACCCACAAUAUAAAUCGCAGAGAAGAGAGGGCCUGUACUGAAAACUUCUACGUCAAUGCAUAGUUUGUGAUAAGCCAGGAUCCGAUCCCUACUCCGUAACAACAGUUCUGUGACAGGUAGUUUGGUGAAUUUUUGUAUUUAAACAUUUUAAAUCAAAUUUCUUGUGUCUAGUGAGAUAUGAAAGUACUGAAGAUGGAACAGUUCUAGUGGCUUUGUUAUAGUUUUGUAAGAAUUUUUUUUUUUAAAUUAAAUUUUUUAAUAUACCCUGGCUUAAUAUUCGGGCGCUAAUAUAAGAAAUCAUUUUGGCGUUUUCAUAACGGAGAAACUUAGAGAGGGGUUUUCAUGUUCCUCGUUUUUUUCUCUGGCAUCCGUCGGUAACAGUGUGGCGAUGGUGUAGGCGUCACAAUGUAAUGUUGGUGUACACAUCACAAUGUAAUAAUGGUGUACACGUCACAAUAUCAUGAUGGUGUAGGCGUCACAAUGUCAUGAUGGUGUAGGCGUCACAAUGUAAUGAUGGUGUAGGCGUUACAAUGUAAUGAUGGUGUUCGCGUCUAAUGUAAUGAUGCUGUACACGUCACAUUGUAAUGAUGGUGUAGGCGUCACAAUGUAAUGAUGGCAUAUGCGUCACAAUGUAAUGAUGCUGUACACGUCACAAUGUAAUGAUGCUGUACACGUGACAAUGUAAUGAUGCUGUACACGUGACAAUGUAAUGAUGCUGUACACGUCACAAUGUAAUGGUGCUGUACACGUCACAAUGUCAUGAUGGUGUAGGCGUCACAAUGUCAUGAUGGCGUAGGUGUCACAAUGUAAUGAUUGCUGUACACAUCACAAUUUAAUGAUGUUGUAAGCGUUACAAGUAAUGAUGCUGUACUCGUCACAAUGUAAUGAUGGCGUCGGCGUCACAAUGUAAUUAUGAUGUACACAUGACAAUGUAAUUAUGAGGUGCACGUCACAAUGUAAUGAUGAAGUACACGUCACAAUGUAAGGAUGGUGUUCACGUCACAAUGUAAUGAUGCUGUACACGUCACAAUGUAAUGAUGCUGUACACGUCACAAUGUAAUGAUGGUGUUCACGUCACAAUGUAAUGAUGUUGUUCACGUCACACUGUAAUGACGAUGUACACGUCACAAUGUAAUGAUGCUGUACACGUCACAAUGUAAUGAUGGUGUAGACUCACAAUGUAAUGAUUUUGCAGACAUAACAAUUUGACUAUGGUAUAUAUGUCGCAAUGGGAAAUGGUCUAGAUGUCAAAAUGAGACGAUGUAAUGGAUGUAAAAUAAAUAUAUCAAAUAAAUAGAUUUAAACAUUUUUGCCACCCAAAUAAUAGAACAAUACGUGCCAAAAAAAUGUAACAAAAUAACUACCACUUUGAUUAAGUAUUUAUCUAGAGGCUGUUUGUUCUCAUUGAUUGCUUUAUCCGUUUUUGUGAAAAAAAGGGGGGGGGGGCGGGGAACCAUGGUUGCCCGCAGAAAACUUCCUGGGGGGGGGGGCAAACAAAAACGAUUAACUUUCUAAGGGGGGACAAAAAUUUUUAAAAAAAAGGGGGGGGGGCGGGGAACCAUGGUUGCCCGCAGAAAACUUCCUGGGGGGGGGGGCAAACAAAAUCGAUUAACUUUCUAAGGGGGGACACAAAUUUUUUAGUAAUGUUUUAAUAUAGUUUUAAUUUACUGUAGCGUAUUUGUAUGGUGAACGAAUGGACAGGACAUCAGUUUAGUUACUUUCUCUUUAUUUUCUCUAUACUGUAAUACAUUUGUUGUCUAUGUUUGUCUAAAAUUUGUUUAUCCAAUCAAUCCAGGGGGGCAAGUGCCCCCUUGCCCCCCCCCCCUCUGCGGGCACCCAUGGGGUAACGUACAGGGUCCUUGUUGCACAGAUUGCCAUCCACCUUGCGUUUCAAUUCAUCAACGUCUCGGAACAUACCAAUACGUAUAAAAAAAAAAUCCUUUAUUUUUAAAUGCCCUAGAAACACAACCGAUUAUGUGGAAGGUAAGAGUAAACACUCUAACUAUAGUAUAGAAUUCUAUUCAUUCUUUAAUAUGAGAUGCAAUGCUACAAUUCUAUUGUCAAAGAUUUUCUGUGUUGUUGUUUUUCUUAAAAUUAUUUAAAAUUAUUUUUUUUUUAUUCCGUUUAGUUCAAUAUGAAAGUUCCCAAUAUUAUGUUCCCAUCGUUUAACGUCACAUUUAUGCUGAGGUUGGAGUCCAGCAGGGAACAAAAUGGUGAGUAGCCUGGUCAGAGUUUUGAACUUUCACUUACACACAGCCUGCUUCUAUAUGAUACCAUGCGAACAUUCAGAUAAUUUUGUAUCACGAGUGUCAUAAAAACUCAAUGUGUACGUUGCAAUCAAAUCGAACGUAUAGUUACUUGAAUCCAUCAAAUAAUAUAAAUCUUAAUAUUGAAAACUUACCACAGCUACUGAUAAAUAUCUUGUAGGACUGGUACUUCUGUUGCUACUUACGUAGCAGUUCAGUGGCCUAAUGCUACUAACGUAGCAGACUGAUAUGUCUAUUGCUACUAAUGUAGCAGACAAGUAAGACUAUAGCAACUAAAUUAGCAAAUAUUAUUUGACCUUUGGUGCAAUUAGCCAGCUUACUUUUUUUUAAAUGGAAAAAUUAUAUUUAAUCAUCCGAUUUUAUACACAUUACACUAGACAUAUCAGUCUAAUUUAAAAAAAAACAAAACAAAUUAUUGUGCUAAAUCACUAAUUUUAAUUAACUUAAUUGUAUAUUUCUAGUAAAACUUACAAGGUUAUUAUUUAUUUAUACAAAACUUUCACAGCAAAAUAAAGCAAGUUAAACGCAUUAGUCGCACUUUUUCCAUUCUCAGGGUCGAUUACUUGGAGGUACUUCACGGUGGACCAAGGAACCACAACUCUGGUAGAUGGAGUUACCCUUCUCUUCGGCUCGUGUAGCAUUCAGCUGCAGCCCCAAGCGUCCUUGUUCGUCUUCGUGGACAUCGGAUGUUGCGGUAUUACCGUAGGCCUUCGACCUUACACGGGGCGAAAUUCAUCUUACACGCCAGGUAAGAAGAAACUGCACUGACUGACGCGGUCAACUAGAUUGAAAGUUUGUCUUACGCAGGUUGAAAUAGAUGAGGACCACAGCUAAGCCUACACAGGGAAACAGCUGACCGUGCUGAGCAGGUGGACACAGUUCAGAUACUCAACAGACGCAAAAAAAAACCAACAACCUUAAGUUAAAAAAACUCCUGGUGCUCAAAAAAGAACAACACAAUUUUUGAAAAAGGACAUUGUGGUUAAAGUUAAAAAAAAGAGACACGAAAUACGCAGCCUUCGAUAGUGUGACAUUUAAACAUGCAGCCUUUCUAAAAUAUUAACAUAAAAUGUGAUCCUUUAAAAAUUUAAAUAGAAGUUGUGUUUAGAUCCAGACUUAUCUAAGUAACAGAUUUUCAUGCUUUAUUUUUACUUUGAAUUACUUAGUAUUUUAACGCAAAGCCCAAGGCAUUGUUGCCGGAUGAAACUAAGCCAGAAAUAAAAAAAAAUGGCCUGCAAUUGGUGUAAAUGAUUAAAUUAAUCAUUGCUUUGUACUCUUUAACUCGGUCGUGGCCCACCCUUAAUGGCUUCACGGACCACUUUGAUCGCGAGUCAACUCUUGGCGAGUCAACGCUUGUCUUUUAAUAGUAUUGAUGACGUGUCUACAGUUUACACGUACCGACACAAACGUAAAUAAAUUGAAUAGUUUAUGGCGAAUAGAACAGUAUCUACAGUUGUGUCUUUUUCGCUGUGGCCACGGAAACAAUGAUAGACUCCACAUAUCACCUCACCUAAGGUAAAGCGGGAGGUGAUUUACAUUUUGACAUCCGUGCGUAUGUUAUCUCUAGCCCUGGUGUAUUAUUUUAAUACAGUAUUUUAACCAAAAUCAGGAGUUAAACUAUCAACAAUUAUACAAUUUUACAUCCAUCAUGAAAAGGCCCAGUUUAUAACCACAGUUGACGUCAAUUAGGCCAGUUUUAUAAUCCAUCUCACCAGUUUCAUGACCAGAAGCAUCAGGUUUAUGGCCAAUAUCAACGUCACUAAUCCAAGUUUCCAAUUCAAUUGCAACAGUUUCCCUAUCAAUAGCCACAGCUGCAUGAUACACAUCUACGCGUAUUUCAGGUUCAUAACCAAUAUCAAGAUAAGAUCUAAACUUGACGCCAGAGGAAUGCUCAUCUUUAAAAUUAUCACACCCAAAGACAAUAUGUGCCGUCAAACAUUUUAAUAUUACUCAUACAUAAAGAACCAGAAAUGAACAGUGGUGUGGUGUUUAACUUUCUUCUCUGAGCGAUGAAUUCUGACCGACGAUGGCCAUGUUACGAUCUCAUUAGUUUAAUGUUGGAGUUUUUUUUUUAUUAUUACCUUUGUAUUGCCUUUUAAUGUUUUAAAUGCUUUGUUUAUAGACUUUGAAUGCAGGACGAGAGCAGGGUGAGGUGGGGUGGGAAUACGAGAUCUGUGAAGAAUAAUGACGAUGGGAACAUACUAUUGGUGACUUUUAUUUGGAACUAAACGAAAUAAUAAAAAAAUAAAAAUAAUUUAAAAUGUUUAAAUUAAAAAAAAAACAAAAAACCGUUCAAAGCUUGACAACCUUUAUGGACAGCCACACACGCAUCAACAUGUCAAUACCUGUCAGAGCUACAAGUGGAGAGAGAGCACGUAUCAAAGUUCAUCAAUUUUGUCACAGUAGCUAAUUUUGUUUUGUUUAUCAAUGAUAUUAACAUCCAACGUGAAAUAGGUGCUGAGCUUGAAUACAUUUAAUAGAUCGAAGCUCUUACAAAUAGCAAAGGGCGCAGUUGUUCCUCUACCUCUUUGAGAUGAGCAUUGCAUACUUGAAAUUGCUUAACGUUUAUGCUGUGUUGUAUAAAUGACAAACACGGAAUAGCUUUCAUGCAAGGGCGAAAACGCGAAGAGUGACAGUGGGCCUCCAAAAUUCACACGUCAGCUCUUUAAGGAGGAAGAUUACUGUGGCACAACCCUGUGAAAAGACUGUUCGGCUGAAAGAGCUGUAAUUAAAAUUGAUAUCAAUCGAAACCAGUCUUGGUGGAAAAGUUUAAAGAACACACUUAUGGUGUCAUGAAUCAGUGGUUCCCAAUUUUUUUUUUAAUCUCACCCCCCUUUCGAAUCCUCAUUUUCCACAUUUCACAUUAUGUAAAAUCUAACAACUACACUGCAAAAGAGUGAAGUGAGUUACCAUUGAAGACCACAAGGGAAAAAAUGGCAUGGUCACAUUUUUGUUGUUUUGAGAUAUUCGAUUUUUAAAGUUCAAAACCAUGCACAUAAAAAAUGUGUAAACAAAAUGUAAUUUUUAAAAUGCAUUUCACAAGAGUGUCCAUUUCCCUGAGUUAUUAAAUAGAUAAAUUAAUUCAAACUUGAAUGUAACAUGACUUAUUUCAUUAUAGUAGAGAGUGACGUCAAAAUGGACUCUGCCGUUUUUUCCCUUGUAGUAAUUUAUCAAGGUUUGAUCAUUGAUAAAUAUUUAUUAAAAACUAUUUUAUAGGUAAAUAUUUACAUUUAGGGGUCACUGGCAAAUUACUUCACGCUCAGAGGGGGUGGGUUGAGAUAUGUGAUACUUUGUUACGGGGGGGGGGGAAGGGGGGGGGGGGCAAAAAUUGUGACGUCACUUUUUUUUUUUACCUCUAAACGUUUCUAAUUCUGAAAAAAAAUAAUACUUUAUUUAUUUUUUAAAACAUUAAUUUGAUGUCAAAAUUGCCUCAGGUAUUAUAAUAUAGGUACCAUGAAACUCAGUUUUCUAAUAAUACUACAUCUAAAUCAUUAUGGCAGUAGCUCUCAACCUUCCUAAUGCCUCGAUCCUUUAAUGCAGUUCCUCAUGUUGUGGCGACCCCAACAAUAAAAUUAUUUUUGUCGGUACGUCAUAACUGUAGAGGAUAUGCAUUUGCCGAUUGUUUUAGGUGACUCCUUGAAAAGAGUCACUUGACCUCAAGGGAAAAAACGGCAGAGUCCAUUUUUAAUGUUUUUGAGUUAUCUCCCCUGACUAAUAGCCAGUUAAACAUAGAAGGUGCUGAAUUAAGUUUUAAGGAGAACAAUGGCUAAGUCCCUUUGUAAAAGGUUCUGCUAAAAGUCGUUUCCAAGUAAUUUACUUGCUUGCAUCUUUUCCUUUCUAUAGGGCAUAGAAUUUUAACUGAGUAAGUCACUACUUUCCAUUAGGUCCGCGAGAUGAGCAUACAGUUUAUUACUGCGUGACAUACUGGCUCACACCUGGUCCGCUGGAUGUACCAUACAGUUAUUACUCAUUUGGCUCUCACCUGGUCCGCUAGAUGUACCAUACAGCUACUACUGAGUUGGCUCACACCUUCUACGAUGGAUGUACCUAACAUUUAUUACUGAGUUGGCUCACACCUGGUUCGCUUGAUGUACCAUACAUUUAUUACUGAGUUGGCUCACACCUAGUCCGCUAGAUGUAUCAAACAGCUAUUACUGAGUUGGCUCGCACCUGGUCCGCUGGAUGUACCAUACAGCUUCUACUGAGUUUGCACACACCUAGUCCGCUAGAUGUACCAUACAGCUACUACUGAGUUGGCUCACACCUUGUACGAUGGAUGUACCUAACAUUUAUUACUGAGUUGGCUCACACCUGGUCCGCUAGAUGGCGCAUACAGUUAUUACUGAUUUGACUCACACCUGGUUCACUAGAAGUACCAAACAGUUAUUACUAUGUGAAUUACUCGCUCACACCUCUUGUCAUCAAGUCGCAGCACACAGUUAUAACUGAUGGAGUUACCUGGAUUGUACCAGGACCGCUAUAUGCGGCAUACAGUUAUUACUGAGACUUAGCUAAAUAAGGAUUUGCAUAUAGUCCACUGGAUGUCGCUUACACAUCUAUACUGAAGGAGUUACUGUUUUUUUUUUUUUGUUCUGCUAAAUGUAAAAUACCAUACUCGCUGAGUGAAUCUGAUUUGUGUCUUUUUUGCAAGCUUUAGCCGUUGUUGGUGAUUGAACUAUUGGGUUGAAUCUGGUCUUGUUGAUGUAGUUUCCGAGUAUUACUAAACGAAAAUUAGGCUUAAUUAGGAAAAAAAUGUGCAUUAUAUUCACGGCGCCCGGUUAGUGGUACGCGCCCCCGGUGGCAUCAAGGUGAACAGUAUGGGAACCACUGCCAUAACUUUUUCCACUGAGAACCUCCCAAUUGAAUGUCACAUGUGAUUAGCUAUAAAAAAUCACUCAAACUUAAAACAAGUUGGUCAUUUUAUCCCCCAUCAACACUCAAUUUUUUCUUUAUAUCAAAAAUUCCAAACACGCAAAGAACUAAGAUACAUUGACGGCCAUUGACCUAAACUAAUGAAUAUUUCAUUUCAGGUCUCUUCGUAGAAAUAAACUCAACCAACCAACCGACCUUCGGCAGCUGGCAAGCCUCGCUCGAACCCUUAUGUCUUGACCAGGGGACGUUCACCAUCGCCGACGUCCAGAACGCCACGGGCCUCUCCGACCCGAUCAAGGCGAUGACAUACCUGGCGCAGACGAACAUGAUCGACUGGUCCUAUCUGAGCGUCCUCUACGACGAGAAGGACUUCACCGAAUCGCUGAGAGAUUGCCCCGGAAGCCGGCGCGGAAGGCUGUUGGACGAGGCGUGGUUUGCAUUCACCAGCGCGCCGUUCCGGCAUUGCAUCUCCGACGUUGAAACUGACAUGGCCAAUGUGUUCACGUUCAUCACCCUGGAGGUGCACUACGUAUGCAAUGAUUUGGUCCAGGCCUGCUUCGUAGCCAAGCAGGACAUCGAGAGCCACUGUAACCUGACCAUGUUCCAAUUUCUACAGGAUUUCGUUGACCAGCCGUGCGACGUCUGGACUGAGAUUACUACUCCACUUUCGGUUAGUUGACACGCGAGAUAAAACAGCUGGAACAGUGCCACAAUUUCUGCAGCCACGGUUACCGCAAUCGUUAUGAUAUGUAGUUCAAUUUCCGUACGCAACCGGAUUAAUUUGUGUAACUGAUCAUUAAUGAAUAAAAAAAGUAUGAUGUUU